AUUGUUGAUUUAAAAAAUUUUUUUAUUUCCUCAGGGAAAUAUCAGUCGACAAGAAGCUGUUAGCAUGAUUCCACCACUGUUACUGAAUGCACACCCCCAUCACAAGAUCCUAGAUAUGUGUGCAGCACCUGGGUCAAAGACCACACAGUUGAUUGAAAUGCUGCAUGCUGACAUGAAUGUCCCUUUUCCAGAGGGAUUUGUCAUUGCGAAUGACGUGGACAACAAACGUUGCUACCUGCUCGUUCACCAGGCCAAAAGGUUGAGCAGCCCUUGUAUCAUGGUGGUCAACCAUGAUGCAUCCAGCAUACCUAGGCUCCAAAUAGAUGUGAAUGGAAGGAAAGAGAUUCUCUUCUAUGAUCGCAUUUUAUGUGAUGUCCCUUGCAGUGGAGAUGGUACUAUGAGAAAAAACAUUGAUGUUUGGAAAAAGUGGACCACCUUAAAUAGCUUGCAGCUGCAUGGCUUGCAGCUGCGGAUCGCAACGCGAGGCGCGGAGCAGCUGGUAGAAGGCGGCAGGAUGGUGUACUCAACGUGUUCACUCAACCCCAUUGAAGAUGAAGCUGUCAUAGCAUCCUUACUGGAAAAAAGUGAAGGUGCUCUGGAGCUGGCUGACGUGUCUUCUGAGCUGCCGGGGUUAAAAUGGAUGCCAGGGAUCUCGCACUGGAAGGUCAUGACGAAAGAUGGGCAGUGGUUUGCAGAGUGGGAUGAUGUUCCACACAGCAGACAUGCGCAGAUCCGGCCCACCAUGUUCCCACCAAAGGACCUGGGAGAGUUAGAGGCCAUGCACCUGGAGCGCUGUCUUAGAAUAUUACCACAUCAUCAGAAUACUGGAGGUUUCUUUGUGGCAGUGUUAGUGAAAAAGUCCUCAAUGCCAUGGAAUAAACGUCCACCAAAGCUGCAGGGGCUGUCUGCGGAGCCGAGGGGGCCUGUGCAGCCCAGCCCUGCUGCAGCCCCCCCGGGAGGGACAGCUGCCAACUGCUCCGAGCUGGAAAGUAACCCAGUCCCUGGAGUAAGUGAUACAGAAGUACUUGAAAGAACUGAAAAUCAAGAGAAUAACGGAAACAAGAAAGAUGGCGUAUGUGGUCCUCCUCCUUCUAAGAAGAUGAAGUUAUUUGGAUUUAAAGAAGAUCCUUUUGUGUUUAUUCCUGAAGAUGACCCGUUAUUUCCACCUAUCCAGAAAUUUUAUGCUUUGGAUCCUUCAUUCCCAAAGAUGAAUUUGUUAACUCGAACUACGGAAGGGAAGAAAAGGCAGCUGUACAUGGUCUCAAAGGAGCUGAGAAACGUGCUCCUGAACAACAGUGAGAGGAUGAAGGUUAUUAACACUGGGAUAAAAGUCUGGUGUCGAAAUAACAGCGGAGAAGAGUUUGACUGUGCGUUCCGGCUAGCACAGGAGGGAAUAUACACAUUGUAUCCAUUUAUUAAUUCAAGAAUUAUCACUGUGUCAAUGGAAGAUGUUAAAAUUCUACUAACCCAGGAAAAUCCAUUUUUUAGAAAACUUAGCAGUGAGGCGUACAGCCAAGCCAAGGACAUGGCCAAGGGGAGCAUCGUCCUGAAGUACGAGCCAGACCCCAUGAAGGCAGACACCCUCCAGUGCCCCAUUGUGCUGUGUGGAUGGCGGGGAAAGGCCUCAAUUCGAACUUUUGUGCCCAAGAACGAACGGCUGCACUAUCUCAGGAUGAUGGGGCUAGAGGGGCUGGCAGAAGAGAAGAAGGAAGGUGCUGCUGGGACAGUGAAGAGCGCAGCCCACCCAGGGCUGCCGGAGGGGGCGGGGGAGGGGACGGCGGGGCAGGCGGCGGGCCCGGACCUGCCCCACGAGGACCCUGCGACACCUCACUCUCAUGUCUGAACCAAAUCCAGGACUUCUGACCUCAAAGGGAUGUAUUUUUAGAAACUGAGGAAUGAGAGGAGUGGUCUGAAUGAGCUUGGCACUGCUUUCCUAUGGGGCUUGCGAGAGUAUUUUUUUAGCUUUUUAGAAGUCACUCCUUUUAUUUUGUUUCUUUGGCAAAGCUGGGUCUGGGCCAGGUACUAGGCUUCCACUAUGGAAGUCUUGCUUCUAUCAAGUAACGUAACUACCCCUAACAGAAAUUUCCAGGUCCACUUUGUUAGGCCUUUAUUGCCCUUAAGGUCCAGUAUUUCUUUUAAUUAUUUACAGAGAGAACAUACCUUCUUUUGAAUCAAUGGAAAACUACUAUCAGCUUUAAUAACUAUUUAAAGUUGCACAUCAGCAGUGUGACGUUACCAUGCAGUGGGGUUAAUAUCUGAGGUCUCAGAUGACAUCUGUGGUGCCUUUGUAAUAAAGGGUAAAAUAAAUUUUCACAGAGUAAGAGCUGUGUCAUGAAUUGUCCUAAUUAUGAGGGUUUUACAUGCUUUUAUUGAGUGGAGUACUUUGGAGUUUUAAUCUUUUAAGCAGGGUUUAAGGAUCCUUGGAGCGCUUAAAUAAAGAAUUUUCAUGGAUAAUA
This is a messenger RNA of Manis javanica (Malayan pangolin), 2456 nucleotides long. Lineage: Eukaryota; Metazoa; Chordata; Mammalia; Pholidota; Manidae. The record is from RefSeq and is a predicted model, not a curated record.